This is a messenger RNA of Neospora caninum, 492 nucleotides long. RefSeq lists its product as hypothetical. The record is from RefSeq and is a predicted model, not a curated record. The transcript has 3 exons. Lineage: Eukaryota; Apicomplexa; Conoidasida; Eucoccidiorida; Sarcocystidae. The coding region runs from base 1 to 492 and encodes 163 amino acids.
AUGACCGACGCGCAGUUCAGAACCACGGGCGAGAACCUCUCUAUCGCGUGCACGCUGGGCACGUCGUCCUGGGCUGACGUGCCGGCCGUGUGGUUCGAGGAGGUUCACUGUUACAAAUACGGAAAAGGGGGGAACCCGUGUGUCGCCCUGCCGCUACCGAAAUGCAACCCUGAAAAGCACGCCGAAGGCAUCAUGGUUGGUCACUUCACGCAGUUGAUGAGUGAUCGGUCUUCCUUUGGCGCAUGCGCAGUUCGUUACUGCCGCCAGCCGUGCCAGUUGGGCGCCAAGACGGGGCAGAAAGUUCUCACAGUUUGCAACUACGCCGAAGGCGGGAAUGUCGAGGGCACCUAUCCCUUCAGCCGCCGUGUAGCGGAGCAGCUGAGUGCGAUUCACCCUGAGAUCUUCGAGGCGGCCGAGGACGAAGCAAGUCAGCAGGCGUGUCGCAAUACACAGAAGCUCUGGACAGAAAAGAACCCGUCCAAGAAAUUUUGA